This is a messenger RNA of Cercopithifilaria johnstoni, 246 nucleotides long. The record is from the annotation of a GenBank genome assembly. NCBI's taxonomy places the organism in Eukaryota, Metazoa, Nematoda, Chromadorea, Rhabditida, Onchocercidae.
ACUGGCAGGAUGGUAGUGGUCGAAGUGGACUACCGGCUGUUAACUUACAUCUCAAUGAUUUGGCUGCAAGCCUACAAACCUGUUAUCAGCUUACAACUGGCGGUAAAUUCAAUGAAGCUGUUGCGAAAUUACGUCAACUCUUGUUAUCUGUUCCAUUACUGGUUGUGGAUUCGAAGCAAGAAAUGGCGGAGGCGCAACAACUAAUCGACAUUUGCCGCGAGUAUUUAGUGGGUUUACUAAUGGAAA